Stegodyphus dumicola is the source of this 5453-nucleotide messenger RNA. RefSeq lists its product as uncharacterized. The record is from RefSeq and is a predicted model, not a curated record. Lineage: Eukaryota; Metazoa; Arthropoda; Arachnida; Araneae; Eresidae.
UGACGUCAAAGGUAUAAAUACCGUGUAGGAUCUAUAAUCGUAUCUUAAUUUAAAGAGAAUGUCUGUCUCUGAAAGUAUGUUUUUAAGAAAUUAAUAAAUAAGCUUUAGUAACGUAUAUUUAUAGAGUCUUUGGCAGGUUUUAACGAUUGAACGCUAAAAUAGUACACGAAUUACAAGCAUCUAAUGUGAUUCGUUGCCGCCAAACGUUUCAAUGAUUGACAGUUCGUUUGGUGAAACGAUGAGUGAGUUGGAGCUUGAAAACAGUGGUACUUGUAGUAGUGGUGCUCUGAUGCCGCCUCAAGAUACAGAGAGACCAUCUCUUAAGAAGAUGAUUGAUGAAAUGAAGCCUUGCUCAGUUAUACUGGAGAAAUUGAGCGAAGAUGUUAUAAAUUACCAUCUGUCACGAAUAGACUUAAAUUUUUCAAAGCAAGAACGUGCCAAAAAGAAAUUUGCCAAACACAAGUUACAACAUAUGUCCAAAAUAAAUUAUCAUUUGUUUGAAAGGUAUAGGGAUACAAGACAAAAAUUUAUUAACAAAGAGAGAAGGAAAUCAGAAGAUUAUGCGGAUGAAGAUUUUGAUCCUGAAAGAUAUUUCUCAGAUGAUAGAUGUAAAAAGAAAAGAUCCAGAAGAAAGCCUGCUUAUGAAGAUGAUUAUGACUGGGAUCCUUCUGCAGCUAGAGAUAAAUACGGAAAUAAAGCUAAUAGAUCUACAUAUUCUCCUAAGAGACUAAGGCGAAUUAUGAAAAGACCAAUUUCUGAAAGUGAAUCAAGUUCAAGUGAUUUUUUUGAUUAUUUUCUGGAAGAAGAAAGAGACUUCAAUGAAAAUGAACCAAGUGCCUCUAGAAGCGCAGGUGUUUCAGUUGGUGAUAUUUCACAAUCAAUUAAGAACACACAAAUUACCAAUGCUACUAAAGACAUGGAUGGUGACCAGACUGAUUUUAAUACAUCCAAAGUCCUACCACAAGCAAUAUCAGAUUCUAGUUCCUUAAAUCUUACUUCUGAAUCUUCUAAAAAUAAUGAUAUAAUAUCUAAAAUUAUCAAAGACAUGGAUAAUCUUAAAAGCACGAAAAAUGUAAAUAAAAUAUGCCAACAUCCCAAUGCAUCUAUAUCAAACAAAGGGAAGCUACAUGAAAAUGUAGUUCUAAGGCCCACAGGUCAAAUGAGGAAGAGGUCAAAAAUGCGUAAUCCAGAUGUUCGUGUUGUGCGGGCUAUUAUUAAUAACAUGGUUAACUCUGUGUGUUCAGCUGAAAACAAACGCCUUAAAAAUAUUGUGAAUAAUAAUAAUAAGAAGAAGAAGUGUAGGUGGUGUGCAGCUCUAUUUACUUCUAGUAAUAAAAAUGAUGUUUAUUGUUUAAUAUGUAAAGAUAGGAAAAUUGGUUUUAUUGGUAAAUCAGUGUACAAAAUGCAAAAUAAAUCAAAGCCAAAUGAGAAAAACUUGGGUACAGCUAAGGCUACAAAUUCUAAAAAUAAAAUGAUGGAUAAAUUACGGAAAAAUAUGCCAAAAUAUGAAAUACAAAGAUUAAUGUAUGCUGAUAAAACUGAUAAAGCAGCAGUUGAAAAAGGUUAUAAUCAUUGUAAGAGCUUUAAUACUUCUAAAGAUGGAAAUGGUGGUAUAGCUACAUUUUCAAACCCAUGUACAUUCUCUCAAGAACAGCAAAGUGACAAAAUAUCUAAUAAGGGAAAUACUCAAAAGAAAAAGAAUCAACCAAACAUUCUAGUAAAUGCAACUGCCACCUCAGGAAAAAAUACCCUAAAAAAAUCUAAUCCAUCCAAGGCAAAGAAAGUUUCCAAAGGCUCUCCUACACUUAUCUUAAGUAGUAAAUCUAAAAAAAUAAAUGAAAGUAAAAAAAUAAAUGCAAACAAAGUUUGUGUGACAAAUGUUGACAAGGGACUGUUUCUGAUGACCUUUCCAGAGCCUGAUAAAGAACUUGAUGUUAAUGUUCUUAAAGAGUCCACAUUGGAAAAUGCAAAUAAUGUAAACAGAAGCACUGUGAUUAAAAUGGCCACAGAUAAAAUAGAAUCAAAGAAAGACUUAUCUUCUAAUAUGAAAAAUAUUCAGCCACCCGGAACAACAUUAAAAAAUUUACCAUUUGGGACAUAUUUACUGCCACCUGUACCUACAGUUGUUGUUGCUAAUUAUGCAGCUACUGAUGACAGUAAUGGGGAUUUUUAUUUGUCUAGUGUAUAUUACCAGAAUGAAAUGACUCAACAAAAAGGAGCAAUUGUAGACAGUGUUGUGGUUAGAAAUGAAAAUCUGAACAAUAGCAUUGUGCAGACUUCUCUUGCCCCUAGUAUGCCUUCAGGUACAGAUUUAAUUAACAUGAGCAAUGCUUCUAUUUUCCCUGCUAGUCAGAGUAACAUUCUGAUGCCUGUAGCUUCAUUACCAGAUGGAAGUUUUAUAAAAACUGUCGACAUGGUAUCAAAUUCAGGUAUCAAAAGUUCAGAAUUGGCUCGACAUUUAACUCUGCCAGUUCCAGGUUUAAAUCAGAUAGCUCAUUCUAAUGAUUCUUUUUCUUCAGAUGUUGUAAGUAAUGAAAACUGCCAUACAUCUGAAACUGAAAACUGCUUCAGCUCUGAAAAUCAGUUUAUCCCAAAUGUUCCUAAUAUGAAUUCUGAAAUGUCAUUGUUUGAAAUGAAUUCUGAAAGCAUAGCUCAGGAACGAGAAUCUACAAAGGAACAAUUAACUAACAAUUUUGAUCCAAGUAACACAAAUCCUUAUGCAGUGUUGGAUACUUCUGCUUCAAACUCAAAUAUUCAUGAAAAUUUAAAUAUGACUAGUAAUGCAGAUAAAGAUACUUCUAGCAAAAUUGGCCUUCCAGAAGGAAAUUCUAGUGUAUCAGAACUAGAUGAAAUGUCUCUGAAUUCUGAUACUUCUGGUAUAAAUGCUAAUUCAUCUGAAAAUCUUUUAACUGAAGCAUAUCAGGAAAUUGAAGCUAUAUCUAUUUUGGGUGUCGUAGACUUGGAUAAAAAUCCUCAUGUUAUGCUUGCAUAUAGAAUAGAAGUGGUAAAAAAACAAUAUGAACAGCUUAAAAAUCAAAAAGAUAAAGUUGUAGAUGAGAGACUUGGUGAUAUUCAUUCUCAAUAUGCGAGCCUACUUAAGGCAAAAGAACUUUUAAAUAAAUUUCGCUCAUUUGCUAGAGUUUCUGAAUAUUAUUUAAGAAAAGAAAAGUUCAUACAAAUUAAGAAAGAAAAAAUGAUGGAAGAAGAUAAUGAGAGACCUGCCUGCCAGUAUUCAAAAAAUUCUGCUUCAAAUGAAUUGGCAAAUUUUGUGGGUGAAGAAUCUGUUUCAUCAGCAAGUGGGAAAACUGACCAAAUUAAUAAAUCAUAUUCACUUGCAAAUGAUGCAUCAUCUGUUAAUCAUAUAGAAAAAAUUCAGUUUCAGAUUGCUGCUAUAAAUGAAACUUCAUCUCCAAGUGACCAUGUUCCUGGUAGUGUUAUGCAUCAUUUUCCAGCUCCCAGUAAUUCUUCUGUAGUUACUGUAUCCACACCAGUUACACCAGGGAAUGAACUAGGAAAUGAAGCUAGAGAAACUCCUUCAAGAGGCAGUGGACCUAGAACACCAGCUAGGCCAGAGAGUGCAACCUCACAAUUAGAAGAAAAUAUCUUAACACCUGCACAGGUCAAGAGGGAGAGAUUAGAAGCUGUAACAUCACCAUUUUCACAGUGUGCUUAUUCUGUUAGCUCUCCUUCCCCUCAUUUAACAAUUCCUUCUCCUAAUGUGCCACAAGUUACCAGUCCAUUAGCAAACAUGAUGCCUGUGAACUCAAAUGUUUCUCUAACUGUAAGUAACAAUAAUUCGCCACAGUUUCAGAAUACGACUUAUUCUCAAAAUAAGGAUAUUCCACCUAAUAGAACAGUUCCUUUUAACACCAAUCAAAAUUUAUCAAAAGUUUUACUGAAUCUAGCAGCACAUCAGCAACAGAUUCAAAACACAAAUCCAAAUAUGAAUAUAAAUAAUCCACAAAACAAUGUGCUUUUUAAUAAUGGAAAAGUAAUAAAUGUGCAACAAAUAUAUCUUCCUGGAGGAGCAAAACGUACACAAAAAUUAAAUGUUCAACCUGUGCCUUCAGUUUCAAAUACAAAUCAAUACAUCCUCAGACAGCCAUCUGUGAAUACUGCAAAUACAAAUGGCGGAACUGUACUUGUGAAUAAUCAUGUUGCGUCACAGAAAGUCUGGCAUAGGAAUGAAGCUAACCCACAAGUCUUUGCUCCACAACAGGUUUCUCAGGUCUAUAAUACACCGCCUACGCAAAUGACUGUCAGUGCAUCCCAUCAACAAAGUUCAUCACCUGCAUUUGCUGUGCAAAAUAAGGAGUCUGCUGAUGAAUCUACUGAUCAGAUGUUUUGUGCUGUUUGCAAUAAUAUUGCUACACUUCGAUGCAAGCAGUGUGCCAAAGUUGCUUACUGCAAUACUGCAUGUGCUAGAACAUACUGGCACCAAAAGCACAAGAUGGAAUGUAAACCCAUGACUAAUUUAAUAUGAUGUUAUUUUGCAUUUAUGUUAAGUAUAUGUUUUUCAGUAUUUAAAAAUACAUUUUGCUUUUGUACAUGCUUCAGUUACACGGACAGUGGAUUAUGGAUGGAAGAUAAUUAUUUUGAUCUUCAGAAGUGAGCAAAACACAAGCCUUAUUUGAGCUAAGAUUUUUAGCAUGAUUUUAAAUACUUUCAUUCAGCUUGAAUGAAGUGUUCUAUUAUGUUGUCUUUAGAGCUUAUAUGUAUGUGUUAUUGUAUGGUAUAAAAGUGUUGUUAUUGUGUUAUGCACUUUUUUAUGUAAUGUGAAAAUAUUUUGCACUUUUUUGUUCCAUGUGUUAAAUCAUAUUUUUUAGAAUUUGAAUUAAAAUCUGUAAAGAUUUUGCAGCUCAUUUAUAGAGGUCAACCAAAGUUUCAACUGAAAAGAAAAUGUUUGAUAAUAGCCAUUUGCCAAUAUUCUAUUUUUCUAAAUAUGCAAAAUGCAAUGAUGCAGUAAAAUUUACUUUGAAAAAUAUUGCUAUUCUUCUCAUAUUUUGAAAACUCAGUUUAUUUUUAGAAAUAUUGUUUAAUAUUGCUGAUUUAAAAUUUUCUGAAAGACCACAGAAAAAAAGAAUGAAAAAAAUCAAAGAACAAUUUAUAGAAAAGAAAAAUGACAGUGCUAAAAAUUAUUAGUAAGGGGCUAGCACCAAAGUUCAGUUUUAGUAAUAUUUCCAUGAACAUUUCCAUUGAUAAUAUACAUCUUGGAUGCAGUGUUUUUAUACGUCAUAUUUUCUUUGAUGUGAGAAGUUUAUUUGUAAUCCUCUGGUAUAUGUAAAUUCAUAUGUAAAAAGUUCUAAAAUGUAAUAUUUUCCUUGAAUGAUGUUUAUAUCUGAAAAAUUACUCUUUUACUAAAUCUUAAAUGUUUAUAUUAUUUUUUGCUGCUGUUUUAUUUUUGUUAAUGAAAUUGUUUACACAUGUAAGAGAAAGUAAUUAUUAAUAACUGC